Durusdinium trenchii is the source of this 2188-nucleotide messenger RNA. Lineage: Eukaryota; Dinophyceae; Suessiales; Symbiodiniaceae. The record is from the annotation of a GenBank genome assembly.
ACCGGAGCUAUCAUGAGCUACCCUUAGUGGGCUUGGAGGAUUCUGGUAAACAGAAGGAAACAUUGUUGCUCAGGUUCUACCAAGUCUAUGGUCGUGGUCUUGGACGUACCAAUCAGCGACCCCUUGCUCACCUCAAGAUCUGGGAUUUUCAUGGAUUUUCCGGAAGGAAAAACAUGAACACCCACACGCACAUGUUUCUUCUUUCGAUUUUUUCUAGCUUGGGUUCUUCGAAGAAACUUCUAUAUGAGGAGACGAGGCUAUUGGCUAUUGCUCCCUCAUCCAACAAACGACAGCUUUGGCUCGAGAAAAUCCCAAAAGGCAGGUGUGGACGACCAUGCCCAGUGCCAAGUGUCCGACACAUGAGGAUCCAGAGGAGGCCCUGCUUCUUCAACACACCCCUCCACUUCCAGCAGCUCGAAGCACUACGAGCACCUCAAGAAACAGGGAAAGCAAUGCCGCCAGGGCCAACGCGGCAACAUGUGCAUCUGUGUCUUUUGGUGCAACAUUACUUGCGAUCCUAGCUGUGGCAAUGUGGAACAAUCACUUGGAGGGCGAGCUUGAUGAUCAAGACGUUGAGACUUUUUACAAAUUUGGGCAAGUCCAAGACCUCCUACAUUGGCAAAGUACAGUCAUGGACGUGUGUGAUUACAGCUCCGAGACAGAUGAGCAGGUGGUGCAGCUUGCAGCUGCGCAAACUUCUCCGAAGGGAGACAUUUGCAGCAGCAAAGUGCUUGCACAUCCCUACCCGUGCAAUUGGACAGAGCAGUGGCAUUGUCCUGCAUGGAAGAUGGGUGCUGGACAUGAUUGUCAAGACGACGGAGGAAUUGGUUUCUACUGCUGCUGCGAGGUUAGCAGGCCCAGGACCAUGACUUGGGGCAGAAGUCCUUUCACUGAGACAUUGCCGACACCACAAUCACAAAUCGCUCGGAUCAAGGUUGUGAGCUACAACCUUGAAUGGUGGAAGAUCUACAACACCAUGAAAGGGAACGGAGGCAGCGAAGGAGGAGUUAUUGCAGCGACCCAUGCGGCAGAACCAGUCGACCUGAUUGCUUUCCAGGAAUGUGGAGACAAGGAUCGCGUUCUUGCAGAUGCAGGCUUGCUCGACAGCUUUACAACGUUUGGUGCUCCACACCAGAAAUGUGCUGCUGUGCGGAAGGCUGCAUGGAGAUUCAUCAGCAAAGGGCAUGAAGACAUAGCCGCAGAUGUGUAUUGGAACUUUUUCGGCAAGAGAGGAGUGAUGUGGACUCGGCUUUGGCACGUUUCCAGUGGACUUCGAGUUUUCUUUGCCAACUUUCAUGGGCCUCUGGCCAUCAACUCCGGCGGAUGCUGUGGUGGCAAACGCACUGCAAGGAAUCUUCUCAGGGUGAUUGAACAGAACAGCGAGCCUGGGGAUGUGAUCAUCCUGCUUGGAGACUUCAACGCAAACUCGGCGUCUCACACCGUUAAGGAGCUACGGAAGAGCUUGGUCCACGUGCAGUCAGGCCAUGUCCUGGGUGGAAUUGACCAUGCCUUCGUCAAUCUUCCUCCGUCUACAGUCAAGGCAAUGCAAGACAUUGGCAGUGGUGGUAGUGACCAUCACGCUGUCAUGACAGUCUUUGAAAUUGACACUGCAGAUCCUGGCCAGUGGACAAAUCUGGAGCAGAACUCCCAGCUUAGCGAAGCAAUCAUAGGAGAGCUUCACGCGGACUUUCCUAAGGAUGACUGGAACGACUUUUGGUGCGGACUUGAAGAGUUUGGUGCAAGCUACAAUCCGGUAGGUGGGGAGAGCGCAGGCUGGGAAGUUGAAGACCACGUGCCAACUACAGACUGGUGCUGCCGCUGGUGUCAGCGUGACCUCCAGUGCAAAGCCUUUCGGUUUGAAGGGAUUUCCGGAAGCAACCAGACGAGGUGCACCCUGAUGUCGGCCUAUGAGAGAGGUGCACACAACUCUUCUUACCUGACGGUGUCUUCUGGCCUUCCAGCUUCAGUGGCCAUUGAGGAGCUUCGGAAAAGCUUUGUAGACAGCCACGUUCGCCUUUACAGAUAGGUUGCCAUGUCAUCCUUGCUGUCCAAGCAGACUUCAUGAGCUGGUAAGAAACGCUGCAAAGUUCAGCAAUUUUGGGACUUGACGUCAUCGAAUUGAUCGAAGCUGGAGGCUCGCCAUAGGUGGCCUUCCCGAAUCUUGCCAUCUCUGAAUCUGGCAUUCAAC